AUGGCAUUCCUCAUCCCCCCUUCGGCUCUAGAGAACCAGGCCUCUAGCUCUCUGCACUCCCCGCCCCUCCGAAACAAUAUAACGCCCGGUGACGUAGGAAUCCUAAAAUCAACUCUCCUACCCUCUUUUAGCCUCUAUUCAUCUCUCUCACUCGCGACCUACAUUGCAGCGGAAGCAACAGACCGAGUCGAACUCAAAGACUGGCUUUGGCCAUCAGCCCAAGUUCUCAAUGCUUGGUGGUCCGCCAUCGGGCAACCGAUGUGCAAACACGAUAUCUCAUUCGGAACAGCUUGGGGGGCUCUACCAUGGACAGAAAGGGUCCUUCUAAGCUGCGUUACUCUCUGGGGCACCAGGCUCUUUGCCCGGAUCGCGUGCCGGUCCUUGUCCCGCGGGACAGAUGACGUGCGGUACGACGCAGUCAAAAAGGAGCCGGGCUUUUGGAAAAAGGCAUUUUUGAAGAUCUUCUUACCGGAAGCUGCUGUGUUGAGUGUCAUCUCUUUGCCGUUCACAGUUCCGUUCACUAUGGGUCAGACUACGGUCCCGAUAGGCGAUGAUGUAAUGAAUGCUGUUCGGGCGCUUGGCGUUGGACUUUUUAGUGCUGGGUUUGCGAUGGAGGCUAUGGCAGAUACGCAACUUGGACUUCACCGACAGGAACGGACGGAUUUGUGUCGACACGGUGUUUGGGGUUUGGUCCGGCAUCCGAAUUACCUCGGGGACACAUUGGUCCAUUUUUCAUUUGCUUUGCUUAACAUGGCUGGUCCAUUCAAUCCAGUUGUAAUACUGGGACCUGUCGCGAACUAUCUCUUCCUUCGGUUCGUGGGUGGUGAUAAGCAGACUGAGGCUAGCCAGGAAGAGCGCUAUAAGUCUGAUGAUCCAUAUAACUAUGGGCAGCUACAACAGUGGAAGAGAGAGAAGAACAGUUUCUGGCCUUGUUUGCGGGACUUGGCGAAUCCAUGGGCAUUGGCUGUUGCUGGUUGCGGGUUUAUUGGUGUGGUGAUUGAGGAGGGGUUUAGAGGUGCUUAUGGCAUGUAA
Molecule: messenger RNA, 1032 nt
Organism: Penicillium robsamsonii
Lineage: Eukaryota; Fungi; Ascomycota; Eurotiomycetes; Eurotiales; Aspergillaceae
Product: DUF1295 domain protein
Exons: 2
Coding region: 1-1032 (343 amino acids)
Cellular component (GO): membrane
Source: RefSeq, a predicted model, not a curated record